AUUCUGAAGAUAUGGAGUUGCCGGCCGUGGGUGGAGUUUAAUGGGAGGUGGGAGGAAUUCGGUCACUCAGUUGGGAAGAUCUCUGAUGUGACAGUGCGUGGAGCGACCUCCUGCUACCGGGACUGAGAGCGGCCACUGCUAGAGACUCCAGCACUGAAAUACCCUCCGUGCCUCCGUGUGUGUCUGCUGGAAACUAAGGGCACCCCGUGUGUGCUAGGCUUCUAUCAGCUGAUCUCUGGACAUGAAUCACUCUCACCAUAUGGCAACUACCAGCGACCCACACGCCGGCCACCAGCACCCCACCACGUCUGGAAGUCACGGCGACCAUGGGGGAGGGUGUGGGAUGCACAUGAUGGCAAUGACCUUUUACUUUGGAUAUGAGAAUGUGGAGGUGCUAUUCACAGGCCUGGUCAUUAAUUCUGCAGGAGAAAUGGCGGGCGCCUUUGUGGCCGUGUUCCUGUUGGGUUUGCUGUACGAGGGGCUGAAGAUUUCGCGGGAAGCCUUGCUGAGGAAGUCACAAGUCAGCAUCCGAUAUAACUCCAUGCCGGUGCCGGGGCCCAAUGGGACCACACUGAUGGAGACUCACAAAACAGUGGGGCAGCGUAUGUUCAGUUUACCCCACAUGAUGCAGACCCUGCUGCACAUCAUCCAAGUGGUGGUGAGUUAUUUCCUUAUGUUGAUCUUCAUGACGUACAACGCUUACCUGUGCAUCGCUGUGGCUGCCGGAGCCGGGACCGGGUACUUCUUGUUCAGCUGGAAGAAGGCGGUGGUGGUGGACAUAACGGAACAUUGUCAUUAAUGAGCAGUCGCUGGGGAAGGAGACCUCUCUGCUGCCUCCAUCAGUGACCUUCAUUCCUAGACAUGGCUAGAUCUGGUACUAUGAGAGUGAAUAGGGUAACCGUAUGUAUAUAGUGCCUUUAUAUGCCGGCAGACCCGUGCCUCUUGGAAACUACCCUUGUUGAUGAACCAUACGACCACGUAACCUCGACCUUCCCACGUGGAAAAUACAACUUAUAGAGUUGCUGCAGCCAAUCAAGUCUUUGUCUCACGUCAAGUGCAUAACCGAUUCCAGCACCACUGCUCUCAUUGGCCAAUCUCUACACGUCUGUGACUUCUCUGCGUGUAGACUAUUAAUUGCUUGUGAUCCGGCUGAACGGCUUCUUUGGAACUUCCAUGUUCAAUUCCCUUCAUCUCCAAAUCAGAUUUCCUGCAAAGUUCUCUGGAAAUUGCCCUGGACUUUGUUUCUAUUACUAAUAGAAUAUUCAUUAGGAGGUAUAAUGAGUCUAUGUUUAGUCGUGCAGUAAAGCGAUUUACAACUACAACACUCUGUCUGUUUUAUAUACUCGGGAUUAAUUUACCCUUCAUAUACACACACACGAUUCCAACACUUAUAGUUUUACCCUCCCUCUAUGCUGAAUGGUCUCCAGGCAGAAGUGUUGAUCCCUCCCCGAGUUUUAAGCGACCAAUUGAAAUCUAAUAGAGAUUUGUACAAUUACAAUGUGACGUGGAUAGGCGGAGUCACAAUGAUCACAUGUUUGUCAAUCGAAUAAUUAUUCCCAGUAUUUUUUUUUAUUUAAGAUCUUGCUUUGAUGGAUUUAGCUGAAUAAUGUAAUGUUUUUAUAAAUCAUCUUUCUUUCCAAUAGUGAAAAAUUAUAACCAAAACCUUUUAAUAAAAGCAGUCAGAAUGA
This is a messenger RNA of Xenopus laevis (African clawed frog), 1688 nucleotides long. RefSeq names its product solute carrier family 31 (copper transporter), member 1 L homeolog (gene slc31a1.L). Gene Ontology annotation, biological process: copper ion transmembrane transport. The transcript has 6 exons. NCBI's taxonomy places the organism in Eukaryota, Metazoa, Chordata, Amphibia, Anura, Pipidae. The record is from RefSeq and is a predicted model, not a curated record. Bases 242 to 799 code for a protein of 185 amino acids. Gene Ontology annotation, cellular component: recycling endosome membrane; early endosome membrane; late endosome membrane. Gene Ontology annotation, molecular function: copper ion transmembrane transporter activity.